UCUCUCUUCAUUAUUUGCUUUGAUUUGGGCCAUCGGUGUUUCGAGCAGAGAGUCGAAAGCAGCGCGAGACUGGAACCCUAACCCUAAGUAGCUCGAAGGAGACCGAUGGCCGAAGCCGGUGGCGGUCCGUCGUCGGGAGGGGGAGCCACUUUGAAGGACCAGGGGAACGAGUUCUUCAAAGCCGGGAACUACCUGAAGGCCGCUGCGCUCUACACACAAGCCAUCAAGCUGGAACCCAGCAAUCCCACCCUUUACAGUAACCGUGCUGCUGCAUUUCUCCAUUUGGUUAAACUCAAUAAAGCACUUUCUGAUGCUGAGACAACGAUUUCUCUAAACCCCCAGUGGGAGAAGGGUUAUUUCAGGAAAGGAUGCAUUUUGGAAGCAAUGGAACGCUAUGAUGAUGCAAUAUCUGCAUUCCAAGUGGCUUUGCAAUACAAUCCACAGAGCUCUGAGGUAUCAAAGAAAAUAAAGAGAAUCACACAAUUAGCCAGAGAAAAGAAGCGAGCUCUGGAAGUAGAAAAUAUCCGUUCUAGCUUUGACAUGAGAAAUUUUUUGGAUCCCUUGAAACCUGAAUUUUCUUCAAAAUUUGGAACUGAGGAAGUAUGGCAAGAUAUCUUUUCUUUCCUCGCUGAUGUAAUGGAUUCAGCUAUAAAAGCAUGGCAUGAGACUGGUCAGGUUGAUCCUAGGGUGAAUUUCCUUCUUGAUAAGCAGAAGACUCAGACUGAUAAGUAUGCUCCAGUUGUCAAUAUAGACAAGGCAUUUGAAUCUCCCCAUACACACAGCAACUGUUUCUCAUUUUUAAGGCAGUAUGCAGAGGACUCAUUUUCCAGUGCUGCUUGCUUGGUUGCACCAAAGAGCAUUAUGGCCUAUCCACAGGUGUGGAAAGGGCAAGGUUCAAGAAAGUGGAAGCUUGGCCAGAGCAAUGGCUUCUUUGUGCAAUUUGAGUCACCUUUAUUGCGUAAAUUAUGGUUCAUUCCUAGCUCCACGGAGAAAGGCCGGAUUUUGUGCAGGAACCCAGAGGCAUUGGAUAUCAGUGCACACGAAGUGCUUCCUCGUCUUUUCAAAGAGUCCAUUUGAGAUGUCAGACAAAAAUAUUCACCUUUAAAUCUGAUUCUGAUCCCUGUGGUCUUGUCUUCCACCAUGUUUAUUUAUGUGGCCUGUGUAUCACAAGCUUUAUCAUAGUUUGGGUGUGUGAGCACCAUGAGAGGAACUUGAGCUUUUUGUAGAUGCUAUUUGGCAAUUUUGUUUGCCAAGCAUUUUUAAGAAAGUCUUUGUUUGUUUGUUUGAGA
Messenger RNA from Musa acuminata subsp. malaccensis (wild Malaysian banana), 1289 nucleotides. RefSeq lists its product as uncharacterized. NCBI's taxonomy places the organism in Eukaryota, Viridiplantae, Streptophyta, Magnoliopsida, Zingiberales, Musaceae. Gene Ontology annotation, molecular function: Hsp90 protein binding. The record is from RefSeq and is a predicted model, not a curated record.